Molecule: messenger RNA, 1408 nt
Organism: Struthio camelus australis
Lineage: Eukaryota; Metazoa; Chordata; Aves; Struthioniformes; Struthionidae
Gene: HOXA6
Product: homeobox A6
Biological process (GO): regulation of transcription by RNA polymerase II; anterior/posterior pattern specification
Cellular component (GO): nucleus
Molecular function (GO): RNA polymerase II cis-regulatory region sequence-specific DNA binding; DNA-binding transcription factor activity, RNA polymerase II-specific
Source: RefSeq, a predicted model, not a curated record
CAAAUCACGGUCCGGGAGAGGGGCGAGCAAAUGAGUUCCUAUUUUGUGAAUCCCACUUUCCCUGGGAGCCUGCCCAGUGGCCAGGACUCUUUCCUCGGGCAGAUCCCCCUUUAUCCGGCGGGCUAUGAUGCUCUGAGGCAUUUUCCGGCUUCUUACGGGGCAAGCAGCCUGCAGGACAAGACUUACACCUCACCUUGUUUUUACCAACAGUCCAACACCGUCAUUGCUUGCAAUCGGGCUUCCUAUGAGUAUGGAGCCUCUUGUUUUUAUUCGGACAAGGAAAUUAGUAGCGCCUCUCCCUCCGGCAGUGGCAAACAGAGGGGGCACGGGGACUAUCUGCACUUUUCUCCCGAUCAACAAUACAAAUCGAGCAGCGUGCAAACCAAAAUUGUAAAUGACGAAGGCACCGACCGGAAGUACACGAGUCCUGUUUACCCCUGGAUGCAGCGGAUGAACUCCUGUGCUGGUACAGUAUAUGGAUCUCACGGGAGACGAGGGAGGCAAACUUACACCAGAUACCAAACGCUAGAGUUAGAGAAGGAAUUUCAUUUUAACAGAUACUUAACCAGAAGACGACGUAUUGAGAUUGCAAACGCUCUCUGCCUUACUGAACGCCAGAUUAAAAUAUGGUUUCAAAACAGGCGGAUGAAAUGGAAAAAGGAAAACAAAUUCAUAAAUUCCGCACAGCCCAGCAGCGAAGAAACAGAGGAAAAGUCAGGGGAGUAGAAUCAUAUUUAAUAAACGCUACCAGGCCUUUCCUUAGCGCUUACUAUUCUCACUAUUAUGUACCUUGUGUUCCUUCGGCUACUAAAAUCCUAUAGGUUUGUCACAGUCUAUUAAUUCCCCAAAGGCUUGGCUAAAAGAUAUACAUUUACAGUCAACUGUGACUUUCUUUAAUAUAUGUAGAAGUCUAAGCUUUCGAGCUGUGUCGUGUAUAUAUAUAACCACCUUUCCAAAGCAUAGAUGGCUUUGCUUAAAGUAUUUGAGAAAUGGCUCAGAUUUUUAAAUAUUUGAAGUGAGCAUCUGUGUGCGGGUGAGUGUCCAUGGCAUGUCUGUGUGAGAACAGAUAAGGGAGUGAUUUUGUUGUUGUUUGUUUUUUAAUUAGGAAUGUUCAUAUUGUAGAAAUACGAGAAAUUUUAGAAAAUCUUGGUUUUACAUUUUCACUAAUUCCGGCUAUGCCGGGCCGUCUCGUGUUGUGUUUGGGAGCUUAUAGUUUGUAGGGGGAAAAAAAAAGUUUUACACAUGUAUAAGCAUUUAAAUCGCAAAAAGAAGAAAAUUUCUUUAAAAAAAUCGUUAUAUAAAAAUAUGAGUAUGAACUUGCAGUUAAAGCAAAGGUGAAUCGCAGGGAGAUUUUUAAAUGCCGCUAAACUGUCUAAUCUGCACUACGAGUAUUAAAGUAAAAACUCGC